This is a messenger RNA of Trypanosoma cruzi, 1512 nucleotides long. RefSeq lists its product as uncharacterized. Lineage: Eukaryota; Euglenozoa; Kinetoplastea; Trypanosomatida; Trypanosomatidae. The transcript has a single exon. The coding region runs from base 1 to 1512 and encodes 503 amino acids. The record is from RefSeq and is a predicted model, not a curated record.
AUGACGCUGGCGGUUCCACAAUGUCUUUUGCGGUUGCUGGAGGACUACACACUGCAGGCGCUGGACGCCGCCCACGAUGUCUCUGACGAGUUUGAGGAGGAGUUGACGGACCUUACAAGUCGAGCCAUACGCAUUCAGGCUGUGUUGCAGCUCAUUCGGGAAUGUGAGAAAAGUCGUCAUGCGACGUCAUCUCUGGCGUCAUCAAAAGCAAUCAUGCGGAAUACUCCUGAGGCGUUCACACAGUUUGCCCUGCAGGCGUUGGGGCAGAUGUCGAGCGAGCUCACCGGGAUCCCCGCCACGGGUGCAAGGAAGCCCCAGUUCAAUGCACCCUCGUUUGGUUUGCUGCCGAUUGGCAGGCCAGUCUCUCUGUCAGAGGCGGCACUAGAGCUGUUUGCCCACAACACAAAAGUUGUUUUUAGACGGGUAGAGAAGCGCGGACGCGAUGGCGACGCCGUUGAAGGCGAACACCGACAGGAGUCUUUAAAGAAAAGUGUUUUCUCGCGUCUUGCGGCUGAGCAGCGAAAAAGGCGAUUGGUGUUAUACACCGCACGGACGGCUCUAUUCCCUCGAGCGGCGCCUUUGUCUUCACUAUCGGUCGAAGACAUCGAGGAGAACCUUCCGCCGUUUGUACCACCCGCCGUGAGAGAGUUUGCCGCGCUCAACAUGGAGGCAGAGUGUGAGAUGCUGACGGCUUUUUAUCGCGUGGACGCAAAAGUCCAGCUGCUGCGGGAAUUGCCCGGUCUUGGGAGCUUAGUCAGGCAGCUUCGAGAGUCGUUACGUGCCGCAGGCGUUUUGCUUCAGUGUGCGUCUGACAGUAUGAAUGAGGCGGGAGAGCAGCCGUGGUUUGAAUUCCCUUCCGUUUCUGAGGGCGUGAUUCGAAUAGUCGUCAGACAAUCACUUGUGCUGGAUGUCACAUGGGAAUCUGCGCGUGGGGGACAAUGGCGCCUCUUGGCUUUGCAUUGGCUCUUGCGUGUCCAAACGCUUCCGGAGAUCUUGCAAGUGAAAACUUUCUCCAUGCACACAUGUGAGAACGAGGUGGCGAAAGGGCUCUUUUUAUAUGGAGGGUCUCUUCGUGUUCAACCGGCACACCAUGAAGCCACGUUACGUUAUCUCUCCAGUUGUCUUGAAACCGGGCUGGAGAGUGGGUGUAUGGGGGCCCUUCGUGUUGUGAACGCCGUGGCGAUGGAGGUCAUUGAAGCGCAAUGCAAGGUGUUGAGGGAAAAGUUUUUUGUGGGUCCCCUUGAGUCAAAUUUCAUGCUUGACGUUCGUCCGGGAACGCAUGUUGCCAUGACAGUGCAGCUCCCGUCCACGAUGGGAUCGGUACACGGCGGCGCUUUGCAUGUGAAGUGCAAUCUUUGCAUGGGCACGAUUGUUGUGGAGAGGCGAAGGGGAACAGAUACACAGACGAUGCAGCAGACCGAUUUCUACACGGACUCACUGGCACGACUCAAACAUUCCCCUGUUGUGGUUGUGGACAUGGAGUCUCUGUUGUGGCAGUUUGCUUUUGCGUAG